Molecule: messenger RNA, 1604 nt
Organism: Miniopterus natalensis
Lineage: Eukaryota; Metazoa; Chordata; Mammalia; Chiroptera; Miniopteridae
Gene: P2RY14
Product: purinergic receptor P2Y14
Biological process (GO): G protein-coupled receptor signaling pathway
Cellular component (GO): membrane
Molecular function (GO): G protein-coupled purinergic nucleotide receptor activity
Source: RefSeq, a predicted model, not a curated record
UACCAGGUACUGAAAAGGGAAAUGUUCUGGUCUCUUUUACUUUCAAACAUUUUUCAGGUUUUCAACAACUUUCAAGGAGUUAGUUGAAGCCGUGUGAAUUAUAACUUGAAAAAACUUCCCAAUAAAUACAGAAGCUAUUCUUACAACAGCUUCACAGGAAGAGGUCACAGCCAGGCAUGGGAAAGAAGGAGCCUCCUGCUGGCUGCAGCUCUCACUUGGGGGUCACUCUCUCCUCUCUCUCUGUACACAGUUUCAUCCCAGUUACUGCUUGCUCAGACCUCAAUAAUUAGUAACCCUGAGCACAAAUCAGAUCCAACUUAUACAAGCACAUGGCACAGCUGGGCUCCAAAGAGGACUGGGCAUCUGUAGCACUUGACAUUCAAACCAUUGGCACAAAGUCAACAUUUUGUAGAGCACAUUAAAUGUUUUAGUUUGAGAGCUAAUGCAGCAUUUCCACUGAUCAACAGGAGCAGCCCAGGCAAAAAGCAAAGUAUAUUUCCCUCAACAUCAGUCGCUGGCCCAAUUGUUGCCUACAGAGACCUUAAGAGGCCUGAACAACUGGCUUCUCUCUCCUUAGAAGUUAGAAAAUGAUGAAUUCCACCACCUCUCAGCCUCCGGUGGAGUCCUGUUCCAGAAACCCUCUCAUCACGCAGCAAAUCAUUCCUGUGCUGUACCUGCUGGUCUGUGUCGCAGGGGUUCUGCUCAAUGGUGUGUCGGGCUGGAUCUUCUGCUACGUGCCCAGCUCCAAGAGCUUCAUCGUCUAUCUCAAGAACAUUGUCGUCGCCGACUUCCUGAUGAGCCUGACAUUUCCCUUCAAGAUUCUCAGUGAUGCAGGCCUGGGCCCCUGGCAGCUGGGCGUGUUCGUGUGCAGGGUGUCGGCAGUGCUCUUCUACAUCAACAUGUACGUUGGCAUCACCUUCUUCGGGCUCAUCAGCUUUGACAGAUAUUACAAAAUUGUGAAGCCUCUCCUGACUUCUUUCAUCCAGUCAGUGACUUACAGCAAACUCCUGGCAGUGGGGGUGUGGCUGCUGAUGCUCCUCCUCGCUGUCCCCAACAUCAUCCUGACCAACCAGAGUGUUAAGGACAUGACACAUAUAAAGUGCAUGGAGCUUAAAAACGAACUGGGACUCAAGUGGCACAAAGCAUCAAACUACAUCUUCGUGGGCAUCUUCUGGAUCGUGCUCCUUCUGCUCAUCGUUUUCUACACCGCCAUCACGAGGAAAAUCUUCAAGUCCCAUCUGAGGUCCAGAAAGAACUCCAUUUCCGUCAAGAGGAAAUCGAGUCGCAACAUAUUCAGCAUCAUGUUAGUGUUCUCUGUCUGCUUCGUGCCUUACCACAUUGCCAGGAUCUCCUACACACAGAGCCAAACAGGAGGCUCUUACAGCUGCCGGACCAAGGAAAUCUUGCAGUAUGUGAAAGAAUUCACUCUGCUGCUGUCAGCGGCAAACGUGUGCUUAGACCCCAUUAUUUAUUACUUCUUAUGCCAGCCAUUUAGAGAAACUUUGUGUAAGAAAUUGCGCAUCCCACUAAAAGCUCGGAAUGACCCAGAAAUGUCCAAAACCAGGAGGGGAAAUACGAUACAUGAAAGCACAGACACGCUGUGA